AUUACGGCAAACGGUUAUUUCUGUCAAAGCGUGUAAAAAUCACUGUUGUACAAAGUUAAGAAAAAGUUUUUGUACCUAAUAUUUAAAAGUAUAUUAGCACUUGCACUAAAGAAAUAUAUUUAUCGUCGAACCUUAAUAAUAGUAUUUUUGUUUGUUACUAAUUAAGAAUGGAACUAGAGCUAGUUAAAUCAUAUUUGCAGGCUAGGGAUCCUAGCAUAAUGGCUUACAACAGGACUGAUAUGAAAGAAGUAAAACUAAACUUAGGCGAAUUAAUGGAAAGUAAUGAUACAGAAGUGGAAGAACAGACCGAAUCUGAGGAAGAUAAGUGCAUUAAUGUUUAUCUCCGUAUCAGGGGUGAUGUUAAUGAAUAUGCUUUAUAUGAAAUCGAUGGAAAUAGUUUGAUUUGUAAUGUACCAGAAGGUUCAUUCACCUUUAGAAAUGUCAAAUCAGGCGAUUCUAUGAAAAGAAACUACUCUUUUACCAAAAUUUUUGGCCCUGAAUAUGAUCAACAAACUAUUUUUAAUUAUAUCAUAAAACCCAAAGUUUUAUCAUUUAUUAAUGGUAGAAGUUCCACAAUAUUUACAUAUGGAGCUUCUGGUUCUGGUAAAACAUUUACUAUUGUUGGCACACCAGAGGAACCAGGUUUAAUACCUAGAGCUUUAGAAUACAUGUUUAGAUCCAUACCAAAAGUGUCUCAAAUGCCAGAUGUACAACUAUUGCCAAAUGGUAGCACACAAUAUUUUUCUAAAAGUGUUAUGGACAUGCAUGAGCAGUAUAAAAACUCUAUUAUAGAUACUACAAUAGUUGAUGAUAUUAGGACAUACAAGCGAAUGCAAGAAAGGUUGAGUUCUGAACCAGUUGCUAAGGUUGAAGAUGAUCCCAAUGUCUCUGUAAGUGUAUGGGUUAGUUUUGCAGAAAUUUACAAUGAGAUUAUUUAUGAUCUGUUGAGUCUUCCAGCAGCCCGAAAUCAACCACGCCAGAGACUAGUUCUGGGAAAAUCGCAGGGCAACACAUUCAUAAAGAAAUUGACAUAUUUAAAUGUUAGAAAUGGUCUAGAAGCUUAUCAGAUACUUCAGUAUGGAUUACAUAAUCUCAAUUAUGCUGCUACUGCCAUCAAUUCCCAUUCUAGCAGAUCUCACUGUAUAUUUACUGUUAGUCUCUUGCAGACUUCCAAGUGCAGCAAUGAUGUGUAUGUCAGCAAUUUUAACUUUUGUGAUUUAGCUGGAUCCGAAAGAUUAAAAAAGACCAAUAAUUUUGGUGACAGGCUGAAAGAAUCAAAUAAUAUAAACACAUCUUUACUUGUAUUAGGAAGAUGCAUGGAGAAUAUAAGAAAAUGCCAACAAAUAAAAGACAGUAGAUUAAUACCGUUUAGAGAAUCAAAGUUGACACAAAUUUUCCAAAAUGCCCUUUUAGGUCAUGAGAAUGUAGAGAUGAUUGUUAACAUCAAUCCUUCACGUAAUAUGUUUGAUGAAACAGUACAUGUUCUCAAUUUUUCCGCUAUCGCUAAAACUGUUAUUGUUAAAGAAGAGCUACCUAAACCAAUUAAAAAAGAAACUAGAUUUUCUUUAUUAAUGAAAGCAGAAAAUUCUCCAAGACUUAAGGAAAUUGUUUCCAAUAAACUAGAAGUGGAAAAACUUAAAAAGAAAUACAAUAGAGCCAAAGAAGAGAUUAGAAGACUCCAGACUGUAGUUAACCGUCUUAAUGAAGAAUUAAGAGACGGCUUAACAUCAGAUGAAAAAUCUGAAGAAAUUAAACAUUUGCAUCGGGCCAUCGAUAAAAUCAUUGAUGAAAGGGAUAGCGUCAUACAAAUCUACGAGAAAAAACUGGUAGAAAACACCGAUCAUCUAUCCGCAGUUUAUGAGGAGAGUAUUGCACGUUAUAUUGAAAUGCAUAAAAAAGAUAAAGAAGAAGCCAUUCAAAGAAUUAGAAAAGAAUACGAAGAAAGAAUUGCUGAAAUGCAGGUCAUUACAAUCAGUUCAAGUGAUGAAGAAGAUGAUUCACCUAAAAAAUCUAAUAGUAAAUCACAGAAAGAAUUAAAAGAUAGAAUUUUACAUUACCAGAAUCUUGUCGGUGAAAUGUCUGAUGAAUUGCGAGAGAAAAGAGAAGCUUUAAAAGACAUGGAAAACUUGUUAGAAGAGGCGAAAGAGCACUCUGCAUGUCUUGAAUUGGACAUAGAAAGCUAUCGCGAAAAAUAUAAUAAAGAAAAAUCAGAUACUGUUAUGUUACGUGAACAAAUCGAAUUGUUAACACUAGAGCUACAAAAAAGAUCUGCUGGUGUUGCUUCUGAAGAGUCUAGUGACAUUGAUGAUAAUGAGUUUGAAAAUCAUGAACAAGAAACAAAUAGUUUCGUUAUUGCACCUAAAAUAGAACCAAAAUACUCGCAUCCAACCGAAUUUUUAACAUUAGAGAUACAAAAAAGAUCUAUUGGUGUUGCUUCUGAAGCAUCUAGUGACAUUGAUGAUAACGAUAUUGAAAAUCAUGAACAAGAAUCUAAUGGUAAAUGCGAGCUUAUUAAUACUACACACUGUGUAAAUGUCACUUCUGGGGAACAUAAAAAUAGCAGUGGUGAAUUCAAUGUUAUUAAUACUGCGCACUCUCUGAAUAUAACUUCUGGAGGACACAAAAAUAACAAUGGUGUAAACGAGGAUAGUAAUACUACAUAUUGUGCGAAUGCCACUUCUGGAAAACAUCAAAAUGGUAAUGGUGAAUGCUAGAUCGUUAACACUACACAAUGUCUGAAUGCUACUUCUGAAGAACUUACAAAUGGCAAUAAUGAACGCGAGGUUAUUAAUACUACAUUUGAAGCUAAUGCAAAAGUUGCUGUUGAUGAUUUACACUUAAUUUUAUAUUCAAUUGUUAUAUACAUAUAAGUAACUUAGUAAUUUAAGAACCUGUGAUAGUAUGAGUUUUACUGUAAUUAAAAAAUUUAUUUUUAAA
Diabrotica virgifera virgifera (western corn rootworm) is the source of this 2937-nucleotide messenger RNA. It is a transcript of the gene sub, whose product is annotated as kinesin-like protein subito. Gene Ontology annotation, cellular component: microtubule; kinesin complex; nucleus. NCBI's taxonomy places the organism in Eukaryota, Metazoa, Arthropoda, Insecta, Coleoptera, Chrysomelidae. The transcript is spliced from 7 exons. Gene Ontology annotation, molecular function: microtubule binding; ATP binding; microtubule motor activity. The record is from RefSeq and is a predicted model, not a curated record. Gene Ontology annotation, biological process: microtubule-based movement. The coding region runs from base 168 to 2714 and encodes 848 amino acids.